AUGGCCUCGCAACAACAAACUCCGUUUAGCGUUGACCGCUAUGUGGUUAUCCACGUUGCGACCACCUGUGACGAGCACGGUGUCUAUGUCACCAAAGACUCUGCCGAGGUCAUCGAGCUUGGAUGGAUCCUGAUCGACGCCAAUUCGCUUGAAGAGCUCGCUCAUGAAAGUGUGCUUGUCAAGCCAGUCAACACACCCAUCACCCCCCUCUGCACGAGCCUGACCACCCUGACUUGGGAACAUGUCCGAAACGCGGGUACCUUUAGAGACGCUAUCACUAGAUUCGACACGUUCGCCAACGAGCACCUCACCAGCAAGAACCUCGAUUUCGUCUUUGUUACACUCGAUGCUUGGGACCUCCGCGUCCAGCUUCCACGCGAGGCCCGCGACAAGGCCGUCGUGCUACCCCCUUACCUGCAGCACUCGCGCACCUUCGAUCUCCGCACCGAGUACCAGCGCUGGCAGCAACGCCACCCAGAAUCGCUACCAUUCGGUCCGUCGAUGCUGUCCAAUAUCUGCGCUGCUCUCGAGGUGGAGCCCGUCCAGUCGAGCGCCCCUAUCAAGCACAAUUUGCCCUUCCAUCUACAGGCUCUCGCCCCUGCUUCGCCUCGCAGGGCUAUGGAGGAGGCAGUCACCCUGGCCCGCGUGCUCGGCGGCCUGAUCCGCAAGUCGCAGCCUCGGGGCGAGCAUCCCGAUGUCCUUACCAGACCUAUGGAUGCCCGCGCUGAUGUGCGGGCUUUCCUCUCUGAGCGCAGCAAGGUGCUGCACAUGUCCGGACUCCCUCACGACACCACUCAGUCCGAGCUCGAGAGCUGGUUCACUCAGUUUGGUGGCCGCCCCAUCGCUUUUUGGACCCUGCGUACCCCUGAGCAGCAUAAGCCCACGGGCACCGGCUUUGCCGUAUUUUCUUCCCACGAAGAGGCUGCCGAAAGUCUGUGCAUGAAUGGUCGCGCCCUCAACGAAAAGGCCAUCGAGGUCUCGCCUUCAUCCAGCCGUGUCCUCGACCGCGCUCAAGAUAUCCUAACCCCAUUUCCUCCGAGCAAGAACCGACCUCGUCCCGGCGACUGGACCUGCCCCUCUUGUGGCUUCUCAAAUUUCCAGCGCCGUACAGCAUGCUUUCGCUGCUCGUUCCCUGCCAUGGGUGCCGGCGGUGGCGGCGGCCACCAAGAGAUGGGCGGUGCGGGCGCCCCCGGUGGUUAUGGUUACGGCGGCGGUUACGGCCCGCCUCACAUGAUGGGUGGCCCCCCUCCUCACCAUGGCGGACACCACGGCCACAUGGGCCAUGGUGGUGGCCGCAUGGGCGGUAGCGGUGCUGUGCCUUUCCGUGCUGGUGACUGGAAGUGCGGCAACGAGGUCUGUGGCUACCACAACUUCGCCAAGAACGUUUGCUGCCUUCGCUGCGGUGCCAGCCGUGCUGGUGCUGCGGUCGUUGCCGACUCGGGCUACCCUGGCCCUGGCCCUGGCCCUGGCCCUGGUCCGUCCAUGGACAACACGUCCCAGUACAGCAUGAGCCAGAGCUCCAUGUCUGGCACCCCAGGUCCUGGAUCCGGUCCCUUUGCAUCGGGCGGCUCCUUUGGCGGCUCUGGUGCAGGCGGCUACAACCAGCACUUUGGAGGCCCCCCAAGUCACUUCCUUCCAGCUGGUAUUGGUGGCGCCGGUGGCAGUGGCUACCCAAGCUCACUUAACACCCAGGGCUUCGGCGCUGCCCCUGGCGCCCAUUCUGCUGGACCAUUCGACAGCCGUGCUGCUGAGGCUGCUUUCCAGUCGGCAUCAAAUGGCCCAGCCUCCGCGGGACCUUCGAACAACUUCUACGGCGCGAACAACGGCAACAAUAACGGCGGCGGCGGCAACCCCGAGAAUGACCCCUUCGCCUUCCUGUCUAGCGGCAUGGGCGGCCUGUCUGUCAGCGGUAACGACGCUCGCCAGAACGGCGGCGGCGGCCCCAGCAAAUCGCCCGCUUAA
Emericellopsis cladophorae is the source of this 1962-nucleotide messenger RNA. Its product is annotated as putative RNA-binding protein C17H9.04c. Gene Ontology annotation, molecular function: 3'-5'-RNA exonuclease activity; RNA binding. The record is from RefSeq and is a predicted model, not a curated record. Lineage: Eukaryota; Fungi; Ascomycota; Sordariomycetes; Hypocreales; Bionectriaceae. Bases 1 to 1962 code for a protein of 653 amino acids. The transcript has 4 exons.